UUCCUCCCUCCGGAGUGAUGGAUUUCAAGCUGUUUGUUCCCCCCUCCUGGUUGGUGUCAGGCUGCCAUGUGACCUCCCCCUCAAGGUGGCCCUAAUGGGCUGCUCUGAUUUGACCCCCUCUGUGAUGUCACGGAAACUCACUCCCCUGAGUCCCUAAAGAUGUCACAGCCCCAGCAGCCAAUCAGAGUGUGUGUAUAUAAGGGGCAGGCGACUGGGCUGGAGCAACAAGCAGGAUUGACUAGGGAUCCAAAGGAAAGUCAGGAGAAGAGAUCAGAGAAUUGGUGCAAGCGGAGCCUGUCCCAAAAUUCAGAAAGAUGGAUCCCAGUAUCUACUACUGCCCAGAGCUCGCCCCACAGGAGGUCCCAAGCCUGGAGGGAAGAUCUGAUGAUUUAUUAUAUGAUGACUCCGGCUUUCUCCAUGACUCUGACCUGAGCGGCUUUCAGCUGAAUGCAGGGAAGGGACUGUACCCCAACCCAGAGAGCCUGAGAGCUGCAGUGGGUCAGAACAGCUCCGCCCCCUCCUCCGAGCCCUUCCCCCCAGAACAAUCUCGGUAUUACUGGGAGCACUAUACCUCAGGUUCAAGCACCGUCCCAACUCCCGGAAACUCCCUGCCAUGUGAGGAAUUCCUGCCCUCUUUCCAGACGUUGUUACCGGCACUAACAGAGCAAAUGCAGCCAGGGCAGCAGGAGAUGAUGAUGCCCCCUACUGGGGAUUUGCUGUAUCACACUCAGCAGCAGUCUCCCUUCGUUGCUAUGGAUGAGAGCUACUCACAGGGCACAGGCGCUGGCACAGUCGGAGAUCAGAGUUUCUCUUGGGCAUCGCAGGAAUGGCACAGCUGGGACGAAGCAACCUGGAUGGGCUGCAACUCUUUUAAUGCUUCAGUUCCUCCAUCCUCUCAUGUGAAUCCUGGAAGCCUUUGCUCUGCAACAAACAGAGCUCCCCCUGCAGCCUUUGCUCUCAAUGACUCUCCUCACCAUCAAGCCCUCAGUCUGGGCAGUUGCCGUUCAAGUACAGAUAAUGAGAGAUACCACCAGCCUUACAGUCACAACAGCACAGGGAUCAAGGAGAAGAAGCCACUGGCAACAGCAAGUUCCGGCCCAAUUCAGCUCUGGCAGUUCCUCCUGGAGUUACUACAAGAUUCCUCCUGCCAGAAGCUGAUCAACUGGACAGGGAACGGCUGGGAGUUUAAACUUUCUGACCCCAAUGAGGUGGCCAGGCGAUGGGGAAGACGUAAGAACAAGCCACGGAUGAACUACGAGAAGCUGAGCCGUGGGCUGCGUUACUAUUAUCACAAGAACAUCAUACACAAGACUGGAGGUCAGCGCUAUGUUUACAGAUUUGUCUGUGACCUGCAGGACCUUCUGUCCCGACCUACACGGGCAUCACAGCCGCCCACCAAAACCCAAAAAGCCAAAAUCCAAUAAUGAUACAAGUUGACCUGAAGUGGGUCAUGGACUUCUGUGAAUGAGCCCACGGCUGCUGCACACACGGGGGGUGGGGUGAUUCUUAAAUCCCAGUCAUGCACUAUAGCAGAACAUCUGCUCUUGCUGAACUACAAGUCUUAAGUUGGAGACAGUUGCAGCCUUAAGGGGCGGUACAAGCAGACAGUGACUGCAUUAGGCUCCACCCACUCAACAGCAGUUGGAUUCAGGGAAAAGUAAAAACCACUAUAGAGCCCCAAAGCUUCUGCCUCUAAAUUGACUGACGCAAAAUCUAGAAGCAAAAAGGCCUUGAUGGUAAUGUAUAAAGCACAGCAGAGGCAUCACUUACCCUUUUAUAUUAAGGCAGGGUAACAUGCAGCUUCUAUCUAUAAUGAAUUAAAGGGCCACACACACACAGUCUCCAGCACCAAUGAGGACAGCCAGUACUGGAGGCUGCUGGGGGUUAAAACUCAACAACAACUGGAGACUCCCCAAUAAGGCACUGUAUAGAAAAUAUAGUGAUUGGCUGCCUUUCAAGGUUCCAUGAGCGCCCAUUGGUCCAAUCCUAAGGAAGUGGGCGGGCACACUGGGUGGAAAGCUUGUUACAGCCCCGCCUUGUCUUUAUAAGAUGCUCUUUCUCAGGUACAAAUCUACCCAGCGUUUUGUAAAUAGACAGAUGUAUUCUUAUAUUUGUAUUUUCCUAUUAAUAAAUAAUUUUAUUUACUGA
This is a messenger RNA of Xenopus laevis (African clawed frog), 2148 nucleotides long. It is a transcript of the gene etv2.S, whose product is annotated as ETS variant transcription factor 2 S homeolog. Gene Ontology annotation, cellular component: nucleus. The record is from RefSeq and is a predicted model, not a curated record. Gene Ontology annotation, molecular function: DNA-binding transcription factor activity, RNA polymerase II-specific; DNA binding; sequence-specific DNA binding. Bases 315 to 1424 code for a protein of 369 amino acids. The transcript is spliced from 7 exons. Gene Ontology annotation, biological process: cell differentiation; regulation of transcription by RNA polymerase II; DNA-templated transcription. NCBI's taxonomy places the organism in Eukaryota, Metazoa, Chordata, Amphibia, Anura, Pipidae.